Molecule: messenger RNA, 2532 nt
Organism: Sphaeramia orbicularis (orbiculate cardinalfish)
Lineage: Eukaryota; Metazoa; Chordata; Actinopteri; Kurtiformes; Apogonidae
Gene: irf6
Product: interferon regulatory factor 6
Exons: 8
Coding region: 255-1730 (491 amino acids)
Biological process (GO): regulation of transcription by RNA polymerase II; immune system process
Cellular component (GO): nucleus
Molecular function (GO): DNA-binding transcription factor activity, RNA polymerase II-specific; RNA polymerase II cis-regulatory region sequence-specific DNA binding; protein binding
Source: RefSeq, a predicted model, not a curated record
GGAGGGGCCAAGCUGAGGGAAAAACACCGACUCUUCGCAGUUUCCGACAGUGUGUUUUUUUCUCUUGUUGUUAUUAUCAGUCGGCUUCGUGUUGAGUGUUCUGUGGGUGAACUUUGCCCGGAGGGAAUCCACGGAGGAUUUGGACUCGGAACGAACAGAAGGACUUUCAUUCCCAGCUGUUCGGUUGUUUAGGCCGACGAGGAAAGAAAAAACCUUCCAACUUCCUGGUUCCACACCACAGGUAUAGGUAUAGGAUGUCUGUCACCCCACGACGUGUCCGCCUGAAGCCGUGGCUGGUGGCGCAGGUGGACAGCGGCCGCUACCCGGGUCUGGUGUGGAUUGACCGUGAGGCCAUGCGCUUCAGGAUUCCAUGGAAACACGCAACGCGCCACACACCGCAACAUGAGGAUGAGGACACCAUCUUCAAGGCGUGGGCGGUGGAGACAGGAAAGUUCCAAGAGGGAGUCGAUGAACCUGAUCCUGCAAAGUGGAAAGCUCAGCUGCGAUGUGCCCUGAACAAAAGCAGGGAGUUCAACCUGGUCUAUGAUGGCACCAAGGAGGUCCCCAUGAACCCACUGAAAAUAUACGACGUCUGUGACAUUCCACCGCCCCUCGGUAGUCAAGCUCCUUCUGAUGCUGGUUCAUGGGCUCCAGGUGAUGAUGAUGGCGGUGAGGAAGACAUUCCAAAUACACCAGAGUCUCUUCCUCCAUAUCCAUCCAAUGGCACCAGUCCGUCUCCUGUUAUCCUGUGGUCUCCUGACUCCGACUCCUCCAUGCAACCUCCCAGUUGCCCCCCUUCAAAUGAAGUGUGGCCCAAAGAGGAACCUGUUAAAACCUGGCCUAAAGAGGAGCCUGUGGAUGUGGAGAUGCAGACUACACCCAUGGGUGGAAUGAACCCCACUGCGUUAACUGAUCCCAUCAUGCAGCCGCCUCCUCUGGUCGAUUCCUUCUUUGCAUCUCCAGAAACGUGGAUCAGUUCCCUCCCAAUGACUGACCUGGAGGUCCAGUUCCUGUACCGAGGGAAGGAGAUGUGUCCCAUGAUGACGGUCAGUAACCCCCAGGGCUGCAGGCUGUUCUACGGAGACCUGGGGCCCAUGGUCAACCAGGAGGAGCUGUUUGGACCGGUGAACCUAGAGCAGCUGCGAUUCCCGACCACAGAGCACAUCACCAACGACAAGCAGAGGAUCUUCACAAACCGUCUGCUGGAUGUGAUGGACAGAGGGCUCAUCCUGGAGGUCAACGGCCACGAUAUCUACGCAGUGCGUCUCUGCCAGUGCAAAGUGUACUGGUCUGGUCCAUGUGCUCCAAAUACAGCUGCACCCAAUCUCAUAGAGCGGCAGAGGAAGGUCAAACUGUUCUGCCUCGAGUCUUUUCUCAGUGGUGUGAUAGCCCACCAGCGAGGACAGACCCCGAACCCCCCUCAGUUUGAAAUCAGCCUCUGCUUUGGAGAGGAGUGGCCCGAUGGAAGACCCAGAGAGAGAAAACUCAUCAUGGUUCAGGUGAUUCCAGUUGUGGCCCGUAUGAUCAGCGAGAUGUUUUCUGGAGACAACAUGCGGUCUUUUGACAGUGGCAGUGUCCGUCUGCAGAUUUCAAUCCCAGAUAUCAAGGACAACAUCGUGACCCACCUGAAGCAGCUAUACUGCCUGCUGCAGGGUCAGCAGGGUCAGGACGGAUGGGCAUUACACGCCGGCCAGGGCCUGAACAUCGCCCAGGCUCUGCAGUCACAGUGAAACAGCACAGUGGGGACUAAUGUUAUGACGCCUGUAGGUUUCACUCCUGUUAGAAAAGAAGUACUUAUGUGUUGUCAUGUUUAGUAGCUUGUAUACAGUUUAUAUACUUGUCCGUUUCUCUCGUACUGCAUGGCAGUUGUGAUAGUGCUUCGCUGUAUAUAAAAAUAGUGCCUCGACACUUUGUACUCUGCAUCUGCAAUAUGUGUGUGGUAACUGAAGACAGAUUUAGUGACUGCAUGGGCCAAAGUCCUGCUGGCUGCAAGGGAACAUUUAACAAAGUUAAUGAGUUACAGAAAUUGCCAAACUGUACUGAAGUCUGGUCCUUACAGAUACUACCUUUUACAUUUUCACCUCAUGAAAUUAUAUAAAGCAGCUCGUCUUAUUUUGGAAAAAUGUGAAUCUUUCCCAGAUGUUCCCUGUAUUUUAAAAUGUAUGAUCCUGAUUAGAUUGGUUACAUUUGGCAAAAGCUUUUUUCCUGAUCAGGACUCCAGUUUUGUCUUCAGAUUUUUUUUUUCUUAACUUUUCUGUUUAUAUUUUUGGCCAUUUUUGUACACAUACAAAUUUUGUGCAUUUUAUUGUAUCCACCAGCCAUUUAAUUAAAAAAACCUUCAGCUACAUGGCUCUGUUGUCAAACAGAUGCCACUGCACUCUGAAUAUGCUGAAUUUGUAUUGUUUGAAUGUAGGAGCAUUUAUCCUGUGGUUUGUAUAUUUUAUCAAUCAAUGGUUUGGACUGUUUUCCUUAAUGAUUAUAUACCAUCCAAACUGUUUCUGAAUUAUUAAAUCAUGCCUUUGAACAGUGAAA